AAUUAUUCACAAUUUUCAACCUCCCGACACAAAGCAGUAUUCGUUUUAUUUGUAAAGGGGUGUGAGUGGUUUUCAAGAAAAUGUUUGGAGAAGCUUCUUGUAUUUCCAACUAAUGUUGUCAUAGCAACUUUUAUCUUGGACUGUUCGGCCAACAAAAGAAUACAGUUGAGAGCCAGGCACAAAACCAUGAGAUGAAUUUCACAAAGAUGUGAAAAUGGAUUCUAUGGAGGGAUACUGGGCCUAUUUGGUAAACUGCUCUCAGUCUCUGAUCCUGGAUCAUGGCGACUGGACAUCAGAGAGUGAGAAAGACCUGAAGGACAUUUUGAUGGUCAGAUUGAGCAGUUUGCUUUUAAAGAGUCUGGAUCAGAUUGGAUCUUGCAGAGCACUGCGAAUUUGCAUCUUGGCUGACAACUUUCUGACUAGGAUCGAAGCUCUGAUGGAAUGCACUCGCUUGGUGAAGUUAGAUCUGAAAGGAAAUCAGAUUGUUCAGCUCCCUGAUGCUUCAUGUUGGAGCCAUCUGACAGAAUUGCAACUUCUAUAUCUACACGACAAUAACAUAUCAACUUGGAACAAUAUUAAAGGCCUGUCUGGCUGUUUAAACCUGACUGCUUUAACUCUCUAUGACACCCCGCUCAGUUUAAAGAAGAGCUACAGGCACUGUCUGGUCAACAGCAUAUGGUCACUGAAGGCCUUGGACAACUUUGUUAUUUCUGAUGAGGAAAUCAUUCAAAAGUGGUCUCUUCCUAUUCGUUUCAAAGCCAUGAAUCAACACCUUUGUGUCAGUUUGUACCCAUCUACAAAGUCGGAUUCAUUUGAGACAGAGAUGAAAGCGACAUAUAAAAUAAUCUCUGAGAUAAACAGGAUUCAGGCCAUUUAUUCCCCUACACUUAUUAUACAGCGCUGGAUUCGAGGUCAUUUAAUUAGAAAAAGUCUUGGGCUUUGCAGUACCAAGAAACAGAUAACGUCUGAGAAACCAUUCAUUUCCAUACCUUUGAGCACAGAAAUUGACCAGGUACAAUCCCAGUCUCAGAAAACCAUGGAGGAGGACACAGAUGACCACCCUGAACAACCAAAGGAAAAUGAAGAGAUAGAUACAGAGAUCCAAAGACUUCAUGUGAACCUUGAUAAGCUGAUGCAAACUGGCUACCCAGAGGUUAUACAGGAUGCUGCAAGUGUUCACUCAAAUGACAGUCAGCAAGACAUAAAAGCACCAUGCAACACCCCUCAGUGCAGUCUAAGUCUGAAAUCUGAGGCCCAUCUAAACACGCUUGACCAAGAUAUCAGUGUGACUGUUGAUAUCUGUAAUGAAGAAAUUGAAGAAGGAACCUUUCGUGUUUUGGGCCUGAAAGCUUUGGUCCACCAGAGUGAGCCACUGAGUGACAUGUUGUGGUCCCGUAAAGCUGCAGGACAGGACGUACGUGAGGCCAUCAGCCAUUUUCACACUCAGAGACCAGGUCUACAGCCGCAUUCUUCUGCCAUUACUUCAGGGAAGCGUCUGAUUGGUUGUUGCCAUGACAAAAUCAGCCUCACCCCCUUCAAAGUCAUUGAAAGAGUCCAUCAAGCAUUUGAUAAAGCCAGAAUGCAGAGACACCUUGUAGAGAAGGUAACUGAGCGCCAGAUUGAUCGUGAAGUAGCCAAGGGUCGCCGAGACAUCUUUAGAGAAGCUCGCAGGACAGAAGUACGUCUGCGGCAGGAGCGGGAAAGGGUGGAUAUGGAGAAAACUCUUACUCUACAGAGAGCCAAGCUGGAGCAGGACAUCCAUCAUGCACGUCAGAAACAUGCCCAGUUUUUGGAAGAGAAGAGGAUGAGGAUCCAGGAGCAAGAGAUGGUUUGCAAUUUCAGCCAACAGCACAACUCUCUAGCGAGGGCCGUGCUUAGAUACCACGCAUGGAAACGUGGUAACCAGCAAUAAAUGCAUGAAUGUUUUUAAUCAAACUCUCGGUUUAACAUGACAUUAACAUAUUGGUUAGUUAGAACCCUUUGUGUACAGUAGCUUCAAAAGCAGAAUAUACCGCACUAUAUAGAAUAGUAUAAUAUAUUACAGUACUUACCAGAAGAUGUCUGCAAAGAUCAUAUUAUAGACACUGAGAUCUGCUCCUCUUUUCAAAAUCCAAAAUAUUACAUAACAGGAAUCCAAAAAUACUCCCCUACACAACCACCCCCAUCCAUCAGGCACAAGUAUUAAGAAUCUAGUAGCCACCAACUUUACAUAACAAAUAAGUCCACAUUAUCUGGGUCAUUAUUACACUCUUUACAUAAGCACCAUGUAAGAAAGAUUAACUGAAUGGCAUGUUUUAGCAGGAUUCAAAUAACAAUAUUUUUUGCUAUAUUUCUCAACAGUUGCAGUAUAACAGGAGGAUCUUUAAAUUAUCUUUAAAUGCCAAGGCAAGCUUAGCUUGACAUUGAAUAAAGAUGAGCUACACUAAAUUGCUACAUGUAACAGUAUUUAUUUAAAAAGGUGCUGUCCAAUGAAUCAGCAGUGUGAAAAUCAAGGCAUUGUUCUGGCCUGACAUAAAAAGGUAGAGUCUAACAUCCGUCACUAACUAGACUGAAAAUCUAUGCAAACGUGAUUGUGCAUGUCCCAGGAAGUACCACAUAUCGACCUUGCCACCCAUUUGAAGUUUAUUAGUUUUAUUUUGAGUACUUUGAGUCAUUGAGAAUGACAGCAGUGCAAUAUACUAGCUUAGUCUUCUGGAAGUGGCAUCUGUAGAGAGUUUUACAUUAUUGCACAUGACCCUAAAUUCUAGCUUAAAAGGUGAAAUAUCUAAAAAAAAAAGAGAGAGA
Molecule: messenger RNA, 2784 nt
Organism: Sinocyclocheilus grahami
Lineage: Eukaryota; Metazoa; Chordata; Actinopteri; Cypriniformes; Cyprinidae
Gene: lrriq3
Product: leucine-rich repeats and IQ motif containing 3
Exons: 8
Coding region: 215-1912 (565 amino acids)
Molecular function (GO): protein binding
Source: RefSeq, a predicted model, not a curated record